UAAUCUAUUCUGAACACAUUUCUCAUCUUCCCAGACUUUUCUCCGUUCGCGACACAGAAAUGGCCCACGAGUGCAACUUCUAGUUUUACUGGCAAACAUCACAUUCCCCUCCGAUCAGGCACACCUAGAAAUUGGCGAGUCGAGAUGAGUUCCCGGCGCAAUGGGAGCUUGAGCUCCACGCUGCUUCUCAUAGCAGCCAAUCUGCUGAUCCCAGUCGCCAUUGUCAUAUUCGCAACUGGCUUCUUCCCAUAUAAGCCUCUUCUACCGGGUCUGGCUGAGUAUGGGCCAUUGGAUGGCUAUGGUGAGCCGCCGGAAGCUCCGUUUGACAAGCUGGUCUUCAUGGUAGUUGACGCACUGCGAAGGUAAAGAGAUGUCUCCAUCGCCAAUACCGCCCAUCGUCAAGUAGCCAUGUUAAUCCGGGGUUUAUAUGUAGUGAUUUUGUAUAUACUACCAA
Molecule: messenger RNA, 454 nt
Organism: Neurospora tetraspora
Lineage: Eukaryota; Fungi; Ascomycota; Sordariomycetes; Sordariales; Sordariaceae
Exons: 1
Coding region: 145-366 (73 amino acids)
Source: RefSeq, a predicted model, not a curated record